Molecule: messenger RNA, 2328 nt
Organism: Pistacia vera
Lineage: Eukaryota; Viridiplantae; Streptophyta; Magnoliopsida; Sapindales; Anacardiaceae
Product: calcium-dependent protein kinase 20-like
Exons: 7
Coding region: 319-2100 (593 amino acids)
Biological process (GO): intracellular signal transduction; protein autophosphorylation; peptidyl-serine phosphorylation
Cellular component (GO): nucleus; cytoplasm
Molecular function (GO): calcium-dependent protein serine/threonine kinase activity; calcium ion binding; calcium/calmodulin-dependent protein kinase activity
Source: RefSeq, a predicted model, not a curated record
CCUGGACAUGGCGUCUCCUCCAUUAUUCUUAAUCUUCAUCAUCAUUUCCAUUGAUCUUUUCUUCUCUUUGAUCUCCACUCAGCUUCUCUUUAUUCUUCAUCUUCAGAAUCUCAUCAUUUCCUUUCCCUUCACUCACUCUCUUUAUUCUCCUCCAUCAUUUCCUUCUUCUCCAUAAAAUAAUUUUCUUCUUCUUCUGGUUUGGUUUGGUUUGUUCUUGAUUCAAGAAAAUCUCUUGCACGCAUCACAAUUUUCCGUGUAAUAAUAUUCUCUAAAUUCUUGAAUAUUUCACCGAUGGAAUAAUAAAUUAUUCAUGUUUUGAUGGGAAACACAUGUGUGGGGCCAAAUCUUAGUGGUAACGGAUUCCUGCAAUCUGUUACGGCGGCCGUUUGGCGAAACCGUCCACCGGAAGACCGCCUACCUCCGCCGUCUAAAAACGAGCCCAAAAACCAACCAACCGAUCAAUCUGUAAAAUCAUCAAAACACAAUACUGAUAAUAAUUCCGCCACAGCCACCACCCAAAAAGCGCCAAUCCAAAGCACGGCGCCUUCGCCGGUUAAAAUCAACAACGACGCACCGAAACCACAACCUCAAGUUCCUGAGCAAAGGCCAACUCCGCCGGCUGAUAAAGUUGGCCUGGCGGAUGACCCCGACAAGGCGAAGAAACCGCCUCAUACGAAGAAAGUUUCGAGCGCAGCAUUGCAAAUGGAGUCUGUCUUAGGGAGGAAGACUGGGAACUUGAAGGAGAUUUAUAGCUUGGGGCGCAAGUUAGGUCAAGGGCAAUUCGGAACCACAUUCCUUUGUAUCGAGAAGGCAACAGGCAAUGAAUACGCGUGUAAAUCAAUCGCGAAGAGGAAGCUAACGACUGAAGAAGAUGUUGAAGAUGUUCGGAGGGAAAUAAGAAUAAUGCAUCACAUGGCCGGUCAUCCGAAUGUGAUACAGAUUGUUGGGGCGUAUGAAGACGCGGUGGCUGUGCACGUUGUGAUGGAACUUUGCGCAGGAGGGGAGCUUUUUGAUAGGAUUAUACAGAGGGGACAUUACACGGAGAAGAAAGCAGCUGAGCUAACGAGGAUUAUAGUUGGAGUGGUGGAGGCCUGUCAUUCUUUAGGUGUUAUGCAUAGAGAUUUGAAGCCUGAGAAUUUUCUGUUCAUUAGCCAUGAAGAAGAUUCGCCGCUGAAGACGAUAGACUUUGGACUCUCAGUCUUCUUUAGGCCAGGAGAAACAUUGAACGAUGUGGUUGGAAGCCCCUACUACGUCGCGCCAGAAGUGUUGCGAAAGAAUUAUGGUCCAGCAUGUGAUGUGUGGAGCGCGGGGGUGAUUAUUUACAUAUUACUAUGUGGGGUGCCUCCAUUUUGGGAUGAAACGGAGCAAGGGAUAUUUGAACAAGUUCUGAAAGGUGAUCUCGACUUUAUAUCUGAACCGUGGCCUACUAUAUCAGAUGGUGCGAAAGAUCUAGUUCGGAGAAUGCUUGUAAGGGAUCCCAAGAAACGUUUAACCGCUCAUGAAGUUCUUAGCCAUCCAUGGGUUCAGGUGCACGGCGUCGCUCCUGAUAAGCCUCUUGAUUCUGCAGUUCUAUCGCGCUUGAAACAAUUUUCUGCCAUGAACAAGCUCAAGAAAAUUGCCAUCAGAGUAAUUGCCGAGAGCCUGUCGGAAGAGGAAAUUGCAGGGCUGAAAGAAAUGUUCAAGAUGAUAGACACAGAUAACAGUGGACAUAUCACUCUUGAGGAACUCAAAAAGGGUUUGGAAAAAGUAGGAGCAAAUCUCAAGGAUGCCGAAAUCAUUAAUUUAAUGGAAGCGGCUGAUAUAGACAAUAGUGGCACCAUGGACUAUAAAGAGUUCAUCGCUGCCAUGCUUCAUCUAAACAAAAUCCAGAAAGAAGAUCAUUUAUACGCAGCAUUUUCGUAUUUUGACAAAGAUGGAAGCGGUUACAUAACUCUAGAUGAACUGCAACAAGCCUGUCAGCAAUUUGGCUUAGAUAACACACAAUUAGAAGAGAUUAUACGCGAAGUCGACCAAGAUAAUGACGGGCGUAUCGAUUACAGUGAGUUUGCUGAUAUGAUGCAAGACACUGGUUUAGGCAAGAUGAUCUUAAAGAAAACCUGAGAAAUAUUUCAUUCAGGAAAAGGCUUCAGAAAUUGCAGAUUCCUGAUCCUGGUAUGCCAAAAAAUCCCCACAAAUUUGGUAAGAUAAUAAGUAAUUUUUCGGAAACGAAAUUUGAUCUUGAAAACUUUAACAGGUUUUCAAGUACUGCAUAUUGUUGUAAAGAUCAUCAGCCAGGCUACAUUUUAGUGUUCAAUUUCUUCUUGUAUUUAACCUUUCAGGUUUCUUCUG